This is a messenger RNA of Sclerotinia trifoliorum, 6779 nucleotides long. Lineage: Eukaryota; Fungi; Ascomycota; Leotiomycetes; Helotiales; Sclerotiniaceae. The record is from the annotation of a GenBank genome assembly.
AUAAAUAUCAAAACUUCUAUGCUGUGGGACACUCUUUCCAAUUCAAUUUUUGUCCCUCUUCAUCAAUUACAGACUAUUUAAUGAGAAACUGAAUUUCUUUGUUGUCCAUUCAUUUUUUCUGGGCAAGUGGAGAACUUCUAAGAUUGUGGCUUUGGGUUUAUUUGAAGCUGGCUCAGCUGUGUGUUAGAUAAGAGAUCGCCUUUCUAUCCCCUUCACCAUCAUCGAAGCUACUUGCUUCACACAGGUCCUUGUGCGAUGCUAUUGCCCGUGAGCCAUUCAUGAUUACUGACAAAUAGCUAGUAACCAGAAGCUCUUCGUUAUACCCAAACACCCAAGCUCGACCGUCAAUUUCAAGUACAGCGAUUUGCAAGAUGGACGAAGGGUUCACAAAUGGCAAAAGCCAUGCACAAUACCUUCAGAACAUGCUUCAAGGAGGUUCGAGCGAUACGAUAUCGCGUGCUACUUCACCGGGUCUCGAAUUUGGAGCCGACGGGAUCGAUAUGGAUCGGGAGAAACGAUACAGACCCAGAACAUUUCCCUACUUUCAAUUAUUACCAUAUAAAGUCGAGGAGGAGACGGAACGCAAUGCGGCGCUGGCAGAAAUCAUUAAACAGCUUUACAUUGCUUUGAAAGCAGAAGAUAUCGCUCCUGGUGCUGUACAUUGGACAAGAGAGCUAAGAGCAUGGCUGAGUCUGAAAUUCGACAUCACUCGAGUGCUACGGGUGAAGCUUGUAAAGCUGUAUUACAUGCUUUCACUGGCCCCAGGUCUGGACUUAAGUAAUGGAGAAAGAUUUGAAAGCAUGUUUCGAUUCCUUUUGACAAGGUAGGUCAGGUUAUCUUCAUUAUUAUGCACAACUAAUGAUCCACUAGAAAAAAGCAUCAUCUCAAACCUGGAGCGGAUCUUGUCCUUGAUUGGCGACCGCUUUGGAGGGAGAUCAAAGGUCUUGUUCUUCCCCACGAAAUGGCAGCCCAUCAGGGUAGUCGAAAGCGAAGCCACAAGAACGUUUCGAGCCUGGCCGCUUAUGCAUCACAGUUCUUCGAUCCUCGUGAAAGAAAAGCUAUGUUCGAGGAAAUUUUACCAUACUUUAGCACUUCAGAUUGUUCAUAUGCAUUCAUUACCCUUGGAGCUCUGAAUAUGAUGAUGCCAACACAGCCAGGACCAAAUGAAUUGGGCUUGCUCCAACAACCCCAAGAUUAUCUGCCUACCCUCUUCCAUCUUUGGUCACUUGUCAACCGCUCUAAGAUCUUUGACGUCACAUUUCUAGACAUGUUUUCGAGGCUUGCCCGAGAUUCCGUGACUAACGAACAUGUUGACUUCUCAGAACAUGGUAUAUUCACAAAGGAACAGUCUGAUCUCAUAUUUACAGCAAUCUUGAGGUUAACCGAGAUACCUGUUGGACAAGCAACCACUCCAUACAGCCCGAUGGUCGACAUGGCUUCUGGCCUCGGCGUAUAUCUUGAAACAGACAAGAAGCGAACACCCGUAGGGUAUACGAUUGCACGGUGGAUAGUGAUGUCUCUUUCGCCGUUAACUCUCAACUGCGAAAAUUCAAUCUUGUCAAAUCUUGAGGGGUUGAUACAGUCCAUCGAUACCUUUUUCCAUCCGUCGAAUAAUGGAAACUGGGCAGAUAUACUAGCACAAACUGUUUUCCACCUCGUUGAUUUCUUCCUGUUGCGCUGGAACCGGGAACAGAGUGGUGAAAUGGACACACCACCCGCGCGACGUAUCACUCCUGAAUUAAAGAAAAGAUUUGUCCUUAUCCUAAAAGAUGUAGUUUUUAUGGGAAUCUUUUCGAAAAGAUCCAAGAUUCUCAAUUACUAUUUUGUUGCACUUCAAGGUCUAGCAAAUCUGGAACCAAAUUUGAUUUUGCCAGGAGCGUUGCAGCGGUUUUACCCUUCUCUUCAAGGUUUAGUCGAAGUCCAUCGAACGUCUUCAUCUCUUUGCAGUCUUCAAAUGCUCGCCAAUGUAAUGUCGAAACAUAAGGGCUACCGUUGUCAUAUUACAGCGUUGCUAGCUCUAGCUUUACCCGGUAUCGACGCCAAUGAUUUGUCUAAAACCCAAUACACUCUGAACUUCAUACAGGCUGUGGCAUUUAGUAUACCAUUUACAGACCUUACGAGGAAUUACGAUGGUAUUCAUGACACAUCCCUUGCCAUUCAGUGGGUACAGGGUGAGAUGGAACGACUGGAACGAGAUGGCCCAAACGUGGAGAUCGACUAUGCUACAGAGCUUAGUGAUGAGGACGAAGCCAAUAUCCUGCGAUCUUCCACUGCCGGUUUUGGCGAGUUCGUCUUAGCUUUGCUUGGAAAAGUGUUCACCUUAUUGGAAAAUUUACCUGAACAGUCCAGGAUACGAACAGGAGCUCCUGAGGAGAACGUUGUCAACGUCUUACCUAGCGCUCUCACUCCAUUGUUCUGUUCUUUAUCACCUGAUCUCUUCGACAUGGCACUGGAGAAGAUGGCAGCUUUUAUUAAUAGCCAUGUUGUCCACCAGGCUAGGGAUGCCAUGGCUUUUAUCAUCAAUUCAAUUUGCAAGGCUAAUCCGGAGAGGACCAUAAAGUUACUUCUGCCCAUGCUUGUGAUUGGCAUUCGGAAUGAGAUCGACUACAAUGAUGCUGCAUCUGACAGGAAUAGCGGUUCUGACGUUUUACCCCGCGACCGAGCUUUAGUUUGGCACUUGAGUAUGCUUAGCAUGAUUGUUGUCCAUGUUGGAGAUGCAGUUAUGCCAUAUAAGAAAGAACUUUUUGAUGUAGCUCUUUACAUGCAAGAAAAGUGCCAUGGUCUCGCUACGACCCAUGUUUCUAAUUUUAUUCACCACCUCCUGCUCAACCUCACCACAAUAUAUCCUGUUGAUACAGCUCUGUAUGAACCAGAUGUCUUUGAGAGAGGCCUUGAUGUUGGUGAUUGGGGUCGCAACACUAAACCAUCAGAUUUAACGAUAAAAUGGCAUGUGCCUUCCUCCGACGAGAUCGAUCUAGCCGUCGAAAUAUUUGAGUCUCAAGUGAAGACAUCGAUAGAGAAGCUUACUGAUCUGACCAGCGACACCCCUGCGGUCUCACGAAAGGGAAAGAACAAAGAGUGGUCAGAUGAGGUUGAGAGGGCUCUUACACAUAUUCGGUUGAUGAUGUCAGGAGUUUCUGUCCUCUUCGAUCCCAAAGCAGCUGCUGGAAAUUUAGAUACAGAACGUGAUUCAAAUGGCGACAUCGGCAUGAAUGGGGAUAACCCUAUGGAAGGAGAUGAUGAUCCUUUGGCGGAGGCUUCCGAGGAUGAGGAAACCAGACCUCAAUUUCACUAUCGCGCAGGAUACCUUUUAGAGAACAAUAGUCCCGCUUAUGUUCGUAUACACAAACUUCGCGAGGAUGUUGGCCAUCUUUAUUGCAAAAUGCACGACUUUUUGGGGCAGCACCAAGAAGACGAUGUUCCUUGUUUUACCGCACUUUAUCUGGCAUAUAAAUCGUGGAUCACCGAUGUCGGCAAUGAAAAAUCUGCUCAUACUCUAGAGCGAAUGAACAAAAUCUACCUCUCCGAGGUUCGAUCUUUCAAAGUCACAGGACUCCGAAAGGUAUAUCCAAGACCCUUACUGAUAAAGCGUGCUGGAAGUUAUCACCUACAACGUUCCAAGCACAAUGCAUCGGCACGACAAAAGUCGGAACUGGAUAAGCAACUUCUAUUGAAUUUGGCAUCUUCAGCCAUCUCUCAAUAUGCCGAAGUUCGAGUUACGGCUCAGCAAGCUAUGGAAUCCGCUUUGAAGAGCGUGAUUGGUGGUCGACCUCUAGUCAUACCCCCACUACUGAGUGCUUUCAGGAAAGCUUUGGAAACAAAUGACUUUGACCGGAUCAAGGGUUGUCUUUACACCUUACUCUUUGGUAGCCUUACGAAGACAAUCUCGAAGGAUUGGCGAUUUGCACCAGAGUUGAUCGAUCUCUACAUCAAAUCUGGAUCUGUGGAUAAGCCCUCCAUUCAAAAGGUAGGUAAUACUGCCAUGUACGGAGGAUUAAUGGAAUUCGGCAGGAGGAUGGAGACUCUUGUUAUCCUCGAUCAAGUCUCCAUUCAAGAAAUUGAACCAAAGGAAGACUCCCACUCAAUUAUCCAGACCAGAAAUGACUUUAUCGUGGGGCGACGUGUUAGUGUGGAAGAAAAGAAAUGGAACUUAGCAGCAGAGCUUACUGAAUUUGCCAGAACAGCACAUUGGAAACUUGCCGCACGAUGCACUUUGUUCAUCAAUAAUUUGGGUCUCCGAAUCCAAACACUUGCGCCGCCUUCUAUGAUUGAGCUUGCUACACUAGGCGCCGUAACUGAUCAUCCUGGACUUCGAGCUGCCCAUACUGAAUUCAUGACACGCAUUCUGAAUCAUGUUGAAACUCGUGCUAUCUAUGGCCACAGCUUCGAAAAGUAUAUCCGUGAGGAGGAGUUUCAGCCCAAUAAGCUCGAAAUUCCUGUUGAUAGCAAGGAUCCUAUGUGGACGAAGAAAUUUUUGGACUCGUUCGCGGAACCUGGACAACCAGAAUAUUUCCUGGACCGCGACUGGCCAGGAUGGCUUGUGUGGGGCAAGAGUUUUACUGCUAUGCGAGCGGACCCUGUAGAAUUCACGGACUUUGAUGAACUGGAAACUUCUGCACGAAAGCAAAUUGGAUCUCUCCUGACAUUGGAUUGGUAUCAAAAGUUCUUUAUGUACAUGAAGCAAGAACCAAGAGAUGCCUCUGCAGAUCGCUUCCGAGUGCAAAAUACAACCUUGCUCGUUCAAACAUUCGAGUUGAUGCAUUCCGGACUUACAUCAGCUACUUUUGAUGAGAUCAAAGAAGAGGUCAAAAAGGUUUUCGAAGAUGGUAGUGACAAACAUCAGCAUCGUGCAACGGCCGAAAUCAUGGCUGGUCUUAUGCUUUCUACAUACGACUUUCCUAAUGCAAAGCGUGAUGAAGUUUGGGGAUUCUGCUUGCCUAUUAUGUUGAAUGUCUUCUCCGAAGGAUUGACCCCAGAAAACCUGACGUACUGGCUCACGGGUCUUCACAUGGUUAUUGGCGGAAGAGAUCCUAGGUCUUCAAGAGAACUCUUUGAUUUCCUCGUUUCGUUCCGGUUGGAUAUGACUUCUAACGCAGCUUUCAAGGAUAGUUCCAAGAUUCAACUUUUAGAUGUUGCUAUCUCUGAUGCUGGAUGGCAUUUCCGUAACGAUGAGCCGAUUCUACGAGAUUUUCUUGACCACAUCGACCACCCCUACAAAGCUGUGAGAGAAGCAAUCGGCCGUGCAACUGCUACUAUAUAUCGUAUGAGAUACUUUGAGGCUUUCAAAGAUGUAGAUACUCUUCUCCAGGCGAACAAAACGGUUUCUUCAAUUGGUAUCAAGCCUUACAUACCUACAGAAGAUUUCUCUUCAACCAUUAGAGAAGUCUUUAGGCGACUAGAAGUAUGGCGUGGUCAACGAGCUCCAGGCGAGCAAACACCAACUUCGUAUACUAAUGGUAGCAAGACAGUAUUGUUAUGGCUUGAUUCCACUUUACAAUCUCAUGAAUGUACACAACUCAUUGAUUUCUUUCCAAAUGUGUUCAUGGAACAAUUAUUACACAUGAUGGACGUCAAAGAAGACCCAGAACUUCAACGUCUCGCCUACCACGUCUAUCGCCAUCUUCCAAAUAUUCCCUUCCGUGCUGGUGAAGAUGGCGAGUUUAUCUCGGCUCUCAUUCGUAUCGGCAAGGUAUCCGCGUCAUGGCAUCAACGCUUACGAACCUUGAUUAACAUGCAAGUGAUCUAUUUCCGUCGCAUCUUCCUCAUCCGUCCAGCCGAGCAGCAAGCUCUUUUCUCUGCCGUGGCCGAAAUGCUUGAGGAUACACAACUUGAAGUUCGUCUCGGCGCAUCUACUACCCUAGCUGGCAUGAUUCGAUGCUCACCCAUCAUCCUUCGCGAGAAUAUUCUCUCAUCCCUACGCAUCAAAUUCACACAAGCCCUUAAGAAGAAUCCUAUGCCCAAGAAAGUACAGGGAGUAAGCACACCAAUAAAUUUAAAUGCUCAAAUAAUCAGAAGACAUGCUGCUGUUCUUGGAUUAGGCGCCUUGGUCAAUGCAUUUCCGUAUGCAACACCGCCACCAGAAUGGAUGCCGGAGGUCUUGGCUACAUUAGCAAGUAGGGCUGCGAAUGAUGCUGGUGCAAUUGGUAAAACUGUCAAGAGUGUCUUGGCUGAUUUCAAAAAAACACGUCAAGAUACUUGGGUUACUGAUCAGAAGGUAUGUUUUUUUCACACUUUUAUCCUCCAAAUAUGUAGUCCGCAUUUAACUAAUCAUUGACAAUAGUAUUUCACACCUGAGCAAUUAGAAGAUUUAGAAGGCGUGCUGUGGAAAUCUUAUUUCGCAUAAGACGCACGCAAUGGUGGCACCACGAUAUCAGAGUUAGAGUUUAUUAUGAUGAUAGCUAGGAUUUUUCAGAGAGCAUGGGUGAUGAUAACAUGGGAGUUCUCUGUUUUUUCUUUACUCGAUUGCAUUACUAGUAUAGCCAAUGAGGCAUUUUUUCAACCCGAGCUGGGACAGGAACAAGAAGGUUCACAUGGUAUGAUUUGACUUCCCCGUGAUCUUGGUCAAGACUAGGAUUCAAAUUAGGAUGUUGAAAUAUCGAAAAGUCAAGGGCGUGAAUGAGAUAUCAGUGGGCGGGAAAGUGUACAAUAAAUAGCAAGGGAUAGAAUCAAUAAAUGGGAGUUAUUGAUCUCAAUUGCGAUUCUGUAUACUUGUUAGCACUUCAAGUUAAGCGUCAACAUUGUAUUGCACUGGGUCGCAUUAGAAAGCAUAUGAUAGUAUA